AUGAUCCUCCCCCCCGCGCAGACGAACGCGUUUGACGACGGCAACACUGAGAACUGCGUGCUGUGCGGUGUGGGCGGCAGCCUCAUCUGCUGCGACCGCUGCCCCGCGGCCUACCACCUGCGCUGCAUCGGCCAGACGGCGCACAGCAUACCGGACGGAGAUUGGCUGUGCCCCGAGUGCGCAGUCGGCGGAAGGGGUAAGAGCCGGAAAGGGGGAAUGCACGCGCGCAGAUGUAUGUGCGUGUGGGUGUUUGUGCUCUCAUUAUGUGCGCCCAUGUCUCUGUCCGUGUCUGUCUGUCUGUCUGUCUGA
Molecule: messenger RNA, 309 nt
Organism: Volvox carteri f. nagariensis
Lineage: Eukaryota; Viridiplantae; Chlorophyta; Chlorophyceae; Chlamydomonadales; Volvocaceae
Exons: 1
Coding region: 1-309 (102 amino acids)
Source: RefSeq, a predicted model, not a curated record